Messenger RNA from Columba livia (rock pigeon), 10872 nucleotides. It is a transcript of the gene GABRR3, whose product is annotated as gamma-aminobutyric acid type A receptor subunit rho3. Lineage: Eukaryota; Metazoa; Chordata; Aves; Columbiformes; Columbidae. Gene Ontology annotation, biological process: nervous system process; chemical synaptic transmission; signal transduction. The record is from RefSeq and is a predicted model, not a curated record. The transcript is spliced from 10 exons. The coding region runs from base 7334 to 8599 and encodes 421 amino acids. Gene Ontology annotation, molecular function: extracellular ligand-gated monoatomic ion channel activity; neurotransmitter receptor activity; GABA-A receptor activity. Gene Ontology annotation, cellular component: GABA-A receptor complex; plasma membrane; synapse.
CUGCUCUUUCUUUCUGUGGGCAUCUACCUGUCUCUCCUUUUGAGACGAGGCAGACUCUUAAUGCUCUUAUAGAAACCAUGUACACGUAUUCUGGUAUCCCCCAUAUCUUUUCCUGCACUUCAAGGCAAUUACUGGGUUAACAUUUCUGCGUUCAAAGUGUCACAGCAGGGGUGAUAUUGCAGUGAAGGUGCUCCAUUUUGUUUGCGAUCUCAGCUAUACUUGAGGUACCUUUUACAGACGGAACAUGGCGUAUCUAGGAUACCUGUAUUGUAGCUCACAGCCCAAACAUUAGUAUGGAACUAUCUUUAUGUUAACAGCGAAAAAAUGAACAGAAGAGCUGGAGCUCAGGCAAGAACUCAGAAAUCUGAUUUGAUUUUAUCCACAUUCCUACUGGCUUCACUUGUCAGUCACAGGAAGGAAACAGACCUGCUGAAUGCCUGCAUCGCCUUGUCUUUCAAUAGCCACUGUGCGGCACUUGGACAGGCGGGGUGAACUCUUCCCCACUGGCAAGUGCGAUCAGCGGUAUCACCAUUCUUGCCGUCUUGUGGGACAGUCUGGCUCGAGGCUCUGGUGACUGGGAGAGUGACUUGCCAGCACAUGGAAGUUUUCCGCAGAUAGAAUAAACCUUUUUCUCCUCCCACUUCCAUCCUGGUUAUUUCUGCCUUGAUUUAGGAUUUUUUUUUUAUUAUUUGAAAUUAUGGGAAGGAACAGUUCUUACCAGGAACAGACAUUUUCACACAUCGAGCAAAUUUCAAACCAACCUUCACUGCUGCUGUCCAUCACUUUGCUUCCCUCUCCUUCAAGCUUUUGUCAAUACCCAAGUGUCAAAAGAGUAUGUGACAGAGAAACUGAAGAAACUGAACAGUAGCACUACCUGUAAAUUCUCCAGGGAAAUAUUCUUGUUGGACAGAUGCUUUCUCUUUGAAUUAUUGUUUCUGGAACACACCAACCUGAAUUUAUUUAUUUUUAGCAGUUUAUUUCAAAUAUUGCUUAUUCCCUCUAUUUCUCUAUGUGUCUGUUUCAGUCCUUUGCCCAUUCUACCUUGUAAGGUAUUCAAAUAUGUAGAAAAAAAUAGCCUUUUUUUCAUUCACUGACAGGAAACAUGGAUUGUUCAAAUUGAUUUAGAAAUACAUUCUUUUGGCAGCUACUAUGAAAACAGGUUGUAAAACCUCAGAAAACCCAAAUAUGGGUAUCCCUUAGUAAGUCAUAAGUAUAUAAAAUUUAAAUGUGUGUUUACUUAAGAAUACAAUUCAGAUAGUUAAAAUCGGCUUCCCAGUUUGAAAUGAGCACCUGCUCUGUGAUGUUAACAUAUUUUUCUCUGGAAGUUAUAAAUGGGAAAGAAAAGCCUGGAAAACAGCCACCCUAAAUGGUGCCUGAUGGCUUCUGAAGCUGUUUUAUGACCAAUAGAGAUCAGACUUGAAUCAAUAAAUCUGUCUUUGUUUUGACUGUAAAAUGAAAAAAAGUUUGCAGUGCCAAAGCUGAAAGGCACAUUUUUUCCCACUGUUCAACAUUUUUUUUCUUCUCAUGUUCAUUGGUGACAGAAAAGGAGUUUUGUAGAGAUGCAGUACAUUUCAUAAAUUAAUUCCCAUCAGAGGCAUUGUUGACUCCUGGACAACAAACUGGGCAUGUUCUGAUAUCCCCUUUGCAGCGAAUGCUUAAUAAACAUCAGUGUGGCAGUAAGAAAAGAGUAAACACAGUUGCUGAAUCCUUGUUUCAGUCUGUGGAGAGAAAGGAGCUAAAAGAACUUCAGAUAGCAGUUAGGAUCUAACUGGUAAGCACUGCUGAAGGAUCGUGGUAUUUGCCAGACUGCCAAGGAAGAAAGAAAAAAAGAAACCCUGAGGCAGUGUAUAUUGCUUUUUGGAUUGAAGCACAGCGUUCAGGCCAUACAGAUGGCAAACUAGCUUACUUCUUGGGGAUACACCAUGCUAUUGCAAACCCUCAUUUUCUGUGAAUUGCUUGGGCUCGUGGGUCAUCCCCUUGAUCUUCCCUUGCUUGUGAAAGAUACUAAAGAUAUUUAAAGAAAUAUGUCCUGCAGACAUAAAGAAGCAAACUCUAGAAACAUCUCCUGGGAGGAGAGGGACAUAAAUGCAGAAGUAGGGUAGCUGUACCCUGUGCCUACAAUCAACAUGAGGUGGUAGAAAGGCAAGGUUUUCUACCACUGAGUUUAUGAGAAAAGGAAAUCUGGGGAGAAUGUGGCUGCUUGGUUUUCCGGAGAUCACCCUCAAGAUGCAGAUUGUUCCUUAACUAGAGGCAGUAAAACUGAUUAUUUUACUUUCAGAAUUGCUGGUGUAGAAGGUAAGUAAAGGGAUUUAAGGAUUAAAUUAAUUCAGUGAUUGUUCCAUCCGGGGCAGAAUGAUGAAAAGGAAAGAAUCCCCGAUUUAGAGGCUCUGGAAAUGGGGAUGCAAAGAAUCAGGGAAGUGUAUGUUUUUUCUUUGUUGUUCAUGUCACUUUUUCAAACCAAAUAUCUGAUUGUAUGAAAGUGUGCAGCUACCACAGUCAUAGAGCAAACAGAAGCCUGAGUUUUGUAAAUUGAAGGACAAGCAGAAGAGACCCCUGUGCCAAAUAGGGUCAUCUGUUCCAGUCUGAUAGUAAGAACCUUUUUCCUAUGGGAAAAUAUGCCUGUCAGUAUCUGGGGCAGUGAUUAAUGUUCACUUACCACUCCUACUAAGACACCUGACAUGGUGCAGGGCCAUAAGAGCUGGGUCCCACUGCAAGUGUUGAGUAAAGCACUUCAUCUGUUCUAAGAUCCGCAAACUGGAAUCACAAUGCUCAGUCUCUGCUUUCCUCUCACUUCAUCUUGUUAGAAAAUGUGAAUAGAUACCUUAUUCUGGAAACUUGCUUCAUCAUUAGUGUUAAUAUAAGCAGAACAAAGCAUCCUUAAUUCUGACUAGUAUUUUUACAAGUCAACACAAUAUAAAUGGUAAAUGCUAUGCACUGAGUCUGUUGCCAUAGAAAAGCAACAUGCUGCCUAUUCCUGCACUGCAGUAUUACAUUCCUGCUCUCACAGGCACUACUGUGGUUAAUCUGCUUUCUAUGAUUUGCGGAUUGUUUAUCAGAAAUGAGUGCCUCUAAGGAGACUCUUAGGAACGUUGUUUUACCUUGUGUUUCAUUCUCUGAUUAGGAGAAAAAAAAUACGUGCCCGGUAAACCUACGCUCCCUAUUCCACAUUGCAUCUCUUCUCACUGCAGCUAAUUUACAGGUUGUUAAGCGCUACUAUGCUGUGGUGUUUCAGCUCCAUAUGUUUAAAAUGGCCUUUAGCUGUGCUCAGAUUUUCUGCAAAAUUUCAGCCUCUGAAACAUCUGUUAAUCCCUGGCAUUUUUCUGUUCUUGUUAUAAUAUAGUAGCUGUUAUCAAUUUGUUUUGCUUUGAGAUCUGUGUUGGAGGAGAUCUGUAGUUCCAGAUUGUAAUUACCUGAAACUAUGUUUUAUUUUGCUCAGGAAAAGAAGGCAUCUCACGUUUUGAUACUAGGUUAUGUAUUUACCUUUGUGUCUUUUGCUUCCUUUGUUGUUUGUAAACUGUUUCGGUGAGCUUAUGCACUGUUACCAGGCACUGGGUUUUGUCUUUGAAAGACAAGCAUUACAAACUUUUCUUGGGCUACAGAGAAGGCAUAAUUUUAAAUAAAUAUUUUAAUUGUAGCCAAGAGACAAUGUUCUGUGUUGAAACACAAGGCCCUAUCAAUGGCUCACCAAAUACAAGCAAAGUGUAUUAUCUUGUCUUUAUUCUUCUGCAAAGAUGGAUCCCUUCAGAAUUUAUUGCUGACAAAUGCAUAGGAGACUAACCUGUUUUCUUAAUGGUAAUUUAUAAUGAUAUUAUAAUCUGCUCUGUGUAAUGCUCUCUUACCCAGAGGAAAUGAAAACAACUCUAGUAUGAAGAAACGCUUUUGCUUUUGGUGACAUCCAGUUGCCCUCACUGAUAUUACACACCCGUUGAUGGAAGUGUUCACCAUUUUACUCUGCAGGAGUCCCUUUGUGUGGUGGGCUAGACAGUUAAUUUCUGAAAAUAUGUUAUAGCCAAGGACAGAGAGAUAGUGCUUAGAUUUUCAGUGUGUUUAGGCAAAGACCCACAAGGCAAUAUUUAGUGUUAUGAUAUCAACAGCAUGAAGGUGCUGGAAUAUGUCAGUGCAUCCAGCCCUGAUUUUUGACAAAAGCUGAUUUUAGUGGGGGCAGCUAAAGGAGCAUUCAGCAUCUUUUGCAAAUCCUCCAUGGAGCAGUCUUUUCAGCACCACAGCUCAGUGGUAAAGUUCUUGCUACAGCCAGGAUAAUAAAACAGCGGCGUGCUGAUAGCUGAAUGAAAACAUCUAAUUGCCUCUUCCUAUGUUAAAGACUCCCUUCUUGGCUGAUGUGCCUUCUGGAGGGAGGGAUAUCCAUAUGCAGCUUGGCCAGGGCCACGCCAGUCAUUCUGCAAAGCCAAGUUAUUUUGCUUUUUGAUAUCUGUGGAACAGGGGUUCUAAGCACUCCCUUUUCCAUCUGGGAAACAAAUAUACAAAGCAAUUUUUACUUAUUUAUUUUUAAUAGACUCUUUUGACUCCCUUGAGGUCAGCACAUGAAGUCAACACAUUUGUGCAUUAGCAUGGCAUGAUCUAACUUCAGGUCCCCUUCAAAGCUCUCGGUGGAUAACCUCAGCCCCUGGCACAUCCUCUCCUUCCCCAUUCCAUGUCUCCUGCUUAAUGAGGAUAACAGCUAGCAGUUUCAGCUGAGGAUGAUGUUAACAUCUAAUAUAUGGCUUUCCUAGAAGUCUCUGGAAACAAUAUGGGUGAUUACUACUGGCAGGGAAGACAGUAUAUACAUUUUUUUAUUCCUUUGUAGUUGAGGAGAAUGGCUGGAAAUCAGUUAACACUGGUAAAUGUGCUGAAUACCCAGAACUGUGCUGAAUACCCAGAACUGUGCUAACACAUUCACCACACAGCCUGCAGUAUAGUUAGUUUUUUAUCUGAUUUGCUGCUGUUGCUGCUACAGUUCAGCCUGCACUUGGGUGGGGAAAGACAGGGAUCCAAAGGCUCUUGGAUCUUCUCCAUAUAGGUAAUUUAAUCAGGUGUCCUGAUACCUUGAUAUAUGCAGGCUGGAUGAAACUCGACAACUUAACCAGACUGGCUCAGGAGUAAGUAUUUUCUCUACCUGGAAUAAAUUUUCAUUUGAGUUAUUAUUUAUUUUCCUUUUUCCACAUAAAUGACAGUGCAAAUUGAUGGAACCUGUUAAAGGUCUUACUCACUUCAUCUUGUGUUUAUCUUCUCCAGAAUCUCCACCCUGGGAAUACACCAGAUCUGCUGGAAGCCAUCUCUGGGUCAGGCUACAAAUGAUCUUCCAUAAAUUUGCUGAACAGAAAGGAUUAAACUAUAAACAGUGUAGAAUGAGAUGGGUAAUAGAGUUGAAAGCCUUUGAUCUAGGCCACUAAAUUCAAUCUAACACUGUUAAAGAUGUAUGCAUGGUUGGGAAGGGAUUUUUUUAAAAUUUUUUUUUUAAGUAACUGGCAGAUAGCUGAUCAACUCCAAAUGGAAAAAACAGUGGGAAUUAGCUGUCCUUUGGUAACCUCCUCCUGGAAAUCCUUUGCAUUUAAGAAUUAUUUCUUAGGCCAAAUGAAGACAGUUGAAAAUCUCUGGGAGGCAGAGGUACUCAUCACAGAAUUAUUAUCCCAAUAUGCUUGGAUGUUAACAGUCUUAGCAGACAGACUGCUGGGUUUACUUUCAUUCCCCUGUUUGUCUUACUUAGGAGGAAGCCUACUGCUGGGAGACCUAAAUUGCUUCUACAUCUGUUAGACAGGGGUUGGGUACUUCCAUUUCCCUAAGUUUCAAUCUCAUAUCUCUAGUUUACUAGAUAAAGAAAAAUAAACAUUGAUUUAUUUUGCUGCAUUAAUUAUACUGCUGAUUUUGAAAAUUACUAAACUUGCUGAUGGUUUGAAGAGGAUAGAUCUGACUGUGUCAGCUGAGAAGGUGUGUCCAGUAUUGUCCGGUUUUAAGCCCACAAGAAACUUUAUCACCUUUCAUAGGAGAAGCAGGCAUGCUCAAGUUAUUGCUUAAGCAACAUUUUGUUAAUGAAAUGUUUUGCAAUUUGAUCUGCUAUUGAAGAGGCAGGGCAAGCUAAAUUAAAUAAAGAUAAAAUUAGGCAUGGUAGAAGGAUACCGGAUCUUAGAUACCGACAUACCUUGUGAAUUUAGGGUAAAUUAGAUAGAUAGCUACAGAGCUUAGAAAAAAAGGGGGGUUGGGAAGAAAAUAUUAGGAAAAAAAAUAGUAUUAGUAUUUCCAAAUGUUAUUGGGGAAUGCUGAAACAAGACUAGAUUUUUAGUUUGGACUUGUUCCAUGGUAUUGUGCUAUCCAAAAGUAGUUCUCUAUCUACAGACGAAAUGCUUGCUGCUGCAGAUCACACAAACAGAAAUGAUGUUAAUGGUUGGGAAGACAAUACAAUGCUGCCAGUUAAUGAAAGAGCUUGAUCUGUACAGAAAAUUAUUUUGAGCAGAUAGACACAUAUAUAGAAAGCAAGAUUAAUUUAGAGACCUUUGUCAUUAAAGCAGAUUUUUGUAUGGUUUUGUGGGGGAUUUAAGAGGGAUUAAAUGUUUGACAUCACUUUGCCUGCACAGACUAUGUUGAAGAGGUUACUGAGCGGGUGAUGGAGAAUUCAAAAAUGCGCCUAUGCUGAAAGAGUGGAAGCAAUGGAUCAGACUGCAGCCUGGCCAAACGAACCGCUGUAUCUACUACCUUUCUAAAAGGAAGGUGCUUCUGCUUUGGUAGCAGAUGCCACAGGAAUGUAGAGCUGAUGGAUUUUUUAUGAUUUACCAAAAUAUCAGGGGAACUUGGCAAGGACAUCAGAAUUGGGAUGCCCCCAUCUUCUGUCUUCAGUGAUGCCUUGCUUCAACGUGCAUCUUUUGUAUGCUAUGCUGUUUCUAAACACUAAAAGUAAAAAGUCAGCAAGGUGGAUUGGCUGAUUAGGUGCAUUUCUCUUUUGGAAGAGAUGGUCCUGGUCAUGAAACUUCUGUUCCUCACCUGCCUGUGGCCAACAGCAGUGCUACACAGUUCUCAAAGUCAGCAUCACCAUCUUCAUCGUCGGCAACAAUUCUCAUUCUUAAGAAAGCAUAACAGGAGCACUCAAGAAAACAUCUGCUGAUGAUUUCACAAUGCUGUGGUGCUGAUCAACAGUUAGAUACGGGUCCAGGAUUUAUUGGGAGUAAACAGAUACAUCCAUGUGAUUCCCUUUGAGUCAUCAGUUAAAUAACUUCAGUGCUGCAGUGAGGACAAUUUAAUACUGUAACUCCAGGCCAAGGAGCAACAUCUGGAGUCCAGAUGCUGAUGUUAAAGGUAUAUCUUCUGGAGAACACUUCUUAGCCUUGGCAAACGAGAAAUUAAAAUGAGGAAACUUGAUAGCACCAAAGUGCGGCCACUUAAAUCUGAGCAGCUUCUUCGCAUAGAGGACCAUGACUUUGCACUGAGACCUGGAUUUGGAGGGUCACCAAUACCUGUGGGCAUUGAUGUGCAGGUAGAAAGCAUUGACAGCAUAUCUGAAGUUGACAUGGACUUCACAAUGACUUUGUAUCUCAGACAUUACUGGAAGGAUGAGAGACUUUCAUUUCGUAGUAACAAAAACAAAAGUAUGACUUUUGAUGGAAGACUGAUUAAAAAGAUCUGGGUACCUGAUGUGUUUUUUGUACACUCCAAAAGAUCUUUCAUCCAUGAUACAACUGUGGAAAACAUCAUGCUCCGAGUAUACCCUGAUGGCAAUGUGCUCUUCAGUCUACGAAUAACAGUUUCUGCUAUGUGUUUCAUGGAUUUCAGUAGGUUUCCUCUGGACACUCAGAACUGUUCUUUAGAACUGGAAAGCUAUGCAUACAAUGAAGAUGAUCUGAUGUUAUACUGGAAACAUGGAAACAAGUCCCUGAGCACAGAUGAGCACAUCUCCCUCUCCCAGUUUUUCAUCGAAGAAUUCAGUGCUUCCAGUGGACUAGCUUUUUACAGCAGUACUGGUUGGUACAAUCGACUUUUUAUAAACUUUGCACUCCGGAGACACAUUUUCUUUUUUGUGCUACAAUCCUAUUUCCCAGCCAUGCUGAUGGUGAUGCUGUCUUGGGUUUCAUUUUGGAUUGACAGAAGAGCCGUUCCUGCCAGGGUAUCACUAGGUAUAACAACAGUGCUGACAAUGUCAACCAUCAUGACAGGAGUAAGUGCCUCAAUGCCUCAAGUGUCUUACAUAAAGGCUGUGGAUGUGUAUUUAUGGAUCAGCUUCCUUUUUGUCUUCCUGUCCGUCAUCGAAUAUGCAGCAGUGAACUAUCUCACCACAAUUGAAGAGAGAAAGCAACUCAAAAAAAGGGGCAAGGCUUCAGGAAUGUAUAGUAUUGAUGCAGUACAAGCAAUGGCUUUUGACGGCUGCUUCCACGACACGGAUGUGGACAUGGACCUGACUGCUUUCUCAGACCGCUGUGAAGAGAAUGAGACCCAGGCACGUGCAGCCAAUAUCUCCAACGUGGACACAACUCGCAUAAAGAGGAAGAGAUCAGUGAAGGGAAACGUGGGCAGGAUUAUUUUACGGAACAAUCAUGUUAUUGACACAUAUUCCAGGAUUAUUUUUCCCAGUGUGUACAUUGUGUUCAACUUUUUUUACUGGGGUUUGUACAUAUGAACAAAUAUCAUUACAAGCUAGACAUGAUUUUGCGUAUGAGGGUAGCAUUGUGCUUUAAAAAUAAUGCAACAGCACUAGACGAAAGGGUUAAAAGUUUCGGAAACUGACUUCCCUGUCAUACGAAAGAUGGUCUGGUUAGCAGCAAAACUGUUAAUGAAAACCCUUCACCUUUCUAGUUUCUUUUUCAAUUGGACUGUGCAGUGCUUCACUGAGGCAAUCUAAUGCACAUGCUACUACUGCAGUAGCCUGGAAGCAGUUUGCUCACUAAGGGAGCCCUUUGUAACACACCUGAGCAGACAGCAGCUCCCAUCUGAGGUAUGACCUACAUUCUAACUAUUCCUCUUUAAUCAGCCUUCCUGUUUGUUCUCCAUUUGUGGUCCAGUAGACAAUCAGCACCAGUUGCCUUCAAAUAGCUCCUAUCCUUAUUUCACUUGCUGCAUUUUGAUUUUGCCAGGCAACCUUUAUGCAGCUCAGCAGCUUUUGUCCUGGGAUGGUAACUAGGUGGAAAGUGAUUACAGCUUAGCAGUGGAGUACGGAUGAGCAGGAAGCAAAACUGAUGGGGCUUUGUACAUUAUGCGUCACCAACACUCCAAGAAAAACCCUCACCCUGUCAGCUGCCCCUGACUUUCCAGAGGACCAUUGGGAAGGGCCUCUAUUUUGAACAAAUCUUGCUCACUAGUCCAAGAGGCAGCAGAGAAGCAGUGUCUCAGACCUGAUGCACUCAGUGUCUUACAUCAACCUCCCAGGUGGAUGACGAGUGUCACCUGCACAAGCUAUGCCCCUCAUGUGACACCCAGACACCUGUGUCUGGUGUAGACCUGCUGCAAUCACCUGCUUUCUGCAUAACUGCUCAUUUCAGAAAUGUAGGCUUUGAGGCAGAGAUUUUAGAAAACUAUGCCAAGAAAACAAACAAACCAUGUCUUCAGCAGCACUUGGUUCUUCUGUUUUAUGUUGCAUACCUGAGCAUGGGGUUUUGCCCCUUUCCUCUCUCCCUUUGGCUUUUGAGGUUGAAUGUUACAGUGAGGAGAAGCUACAUAUGCCUGCUUGCAGCACUGAUCCCCAGCACAGUUCAAGAUACCAUGCUGAGACACACAGAAAAUGAAAGAAAGCAGCUGUGCCAAAACAGAGCCAUAUACAGGUAUCCUGUUGGUCUCAGAUGAAUCCUACAUGGAAAUAUCCUUAGGUUCAGGCUCAAGAGGUUGAAUUAAAGAUGUUCAUGGACACAUAAAAAGUAUUCACAGCUCCAGAAAACAAUCAAGAUUCCUUUUGCAACUUUCCCAAAUAUGGAGCAUUUCCCAUUUAAUUUCUUGGGUUUGUCUGUUGUUUAAUGAAGUGAGUUAUAUUUACAAAGCCAGUUCAAAACAACAAUUUGUGGUGGCAAAAAAUGUCACAAAAUAAAUGCUUGGUCAUUGCUUGGUCAAAAUUAGGAAGUGGGAAUAAAUUUGGAAGCCUGAACCACUCUCUGGUUUACUUGAUUUUCCUACUCCAGUAUUGUUGCUCAUAGCAUGGUGGUGUCUUUUACUCUUUCAAAAAGCUGCAUUUGUCAAGCUCCCAGUUACAGAGCUGGAGGAGCUGGUGACACACUGCAUGCUGGGUGAUUGAAAUCUGAUGGAGUGAGUGGGUGCUUUGCCAGCCAGUUUGCUGCCAAACAAAUGAUCUGAGCUAAGACGACUUUGAUACUAUUCCAGGAAAUCCUGUCAUGGAAAGCAGAACCGUACCACGAAUGACAAUGCUGGGAACAUAAAGCCAAGGCACACACAGGCUUUGGCAACAGCAAGAGCACACUAGACCUCAAGCUGAGCCAGUGUGUAAUAUAGAUAUAUAAAAAAAAUUACCAUGACAACCUUGUAACUGCACUGCCGUUAUGGAGGCAUCCUGCACAGAUGUUCCAGAUUGCCUGAGAAGAUCCCACCUAAUUGCUCCAGAUGUGCAUGUCCUAAACUUUUCACAUGAACUAAUAUAUCACCAUUGUUGUCACGUAAUUUUUAAAAUAAUCUGCCUUACAGGAAGAGAUAUUUGUUCUGUAGCCAACAGUGAAUCCUCAGCCGCCAACAGAAUAAAUACCCAUGUGCUUCUUGACCCAUACCAGUUCCCUCUUCUAAAUUUCUUACAGCAUCUGUGGCAGCGAAAGCCUGAGCCCCACGCAGCCUGUCAAGUGGGCAGGUCCACACAGGGAAGUGUUGAGGAAAAGAGAUUCAUGCUUGCAUUUACCUUCCAGGCACGUGCCUGACAGCUGCACAGCUUGCUCCCACAGAGGAACCUGUUGGUUACCU